Messenger RNA from Danio rerio (zebrafish), 4975 nucleotides. The record is from RefSeq and is a predicted model, not a curated record. NCBI's taxonomy places the organism in Eukaryota, Metazoa, Chordata, Actinopteri, Cypriniformes, Danionidae.
AGAGAGAGUGACGUGUGGUGCCGGGGAAUCCCGCUGCUCAAGCCGCGUCACAGAGCUCCGAUCCCCGCCUACAGACACGGUGAUCUCCGGCGCCCAUCCACCACACACAACCCAUGCGUUCUCUUGCAUUAAAACCAGACUCCCAUUUUAACUACAUAAUAGCGCUGUGUACAUAAUUGAUUUCUACCAAACAUUAUAGGCAAACAUGUUAAUAAAUGGAGCGAAUUCCCCGUGCAUCCACACCCGAAGAGGAGGGCGCUCCCCCCAGAGCCUAGCCCGGAGAGGAAGGCUCUUAUUCGGUCAGAUGGCGUGCCGCAGUCCGCCCACGCGUUUCUCGCGCCCACACAGCAGCGAAAGGAGCGUCAUUAACUGAGCGCACAGCAGAACAGAGAGACAACAACACAAGAGUUUCAAGAACAUUCACAUCUGCAGAAUAAGGUCUUACAAGCACUGAAAACAACACGAAAUAGGGCGUAAAGGUUGAAGUCUAAUUACAGAACCAAAAAGUUUGACUCGUUUGAGUGGCAGAAGUUUUCACUGGAGGCUCAAGAUUCCGUCUUGAAGACUCUCGAGCUGAUCAUCAGGAUGUCUCUGCCACGAACGCUGGGUGAACUGCAGCUCUACCGAGUUUUACAGCGAGCCAACCUGCUGAUGUACUACGACACCUUCAUCCAGCAGGGCGGCGAUGAUGUCCAGCAGCUGUGUGAGGCUGGCGAAGAGGAGUUUCUUGAGAUUAUGGCUCUUGUGGGCAUGGCUACAAAACCCCUGCAUGUGCGGCGAUUACAGAAAGCGCUGCGCGACUGGGCAUCAAACCCAACGCUAUUCAACCAGCCACUAACCACCAAUGUGGCUCCAUGUGGAGUUCCUCUGCUUAGAAUCGACAGUGCUGGCAGUGCCAACUCAACAAUAAUGGGUGCAAGAAAAUCUAUGAGCAACGGUCAACCAGGAUCUCCAUGUGAAAGAGAGGAAGUUGGCUCCUGCCUUACGCCGCUUAGAGAAAACAGUCCAAAAAGUCCCUGUUCGCAGGCAUCUCCAAUACCUCCAGACCACCAUCUGUACAGGGAAAAGCUGUCCCCGAUGGACUCUCACUGGCUCAGCCCUGAAAUAUACGGAUCUGCAGAUUUAGAUGAAGAUCAACCCGUGCCUCCUUUACCCUUUGCUUGUCAUUCUCGUCUUCUGGGUCCACCAACGCCAACAUCAUCUUCAUCAUCCACUUUGGUCUCUCCGUGGCCUGGAGGUCAGCUGGAUCCGGACACUAUUAAAGCGGUGGAGGACAGCGUGGAUCGGCUUCUGAGGACCAUGCCGCAAGCCGAUCAGACUGAGGUCAAGACGCUUUUGAGACUCAAUAAGAAAAUGGCCAAGACCGUGGGACACAUUUUCAACCUGGAAGCUCAGGACAAGAGCAAAGAGGAGGAGAUCCGCAAAUACAGCCUGAUCUACGGACGCUUCGACUCCAAGAGGAGGGAAGGGAAACAGCUCACACACCAUGAGAUGCUCAUCAACGAGGCGGCAGCUCAGUUCUGCAUUCGAGACAAUGCUCUGUUAUUGCGCAGAGUCGAACUCUUCUCACUAGCGCGACAAGUGGCCAGAGAAUGUGCCUACACGUCUACAUUUAAACACCACAGGACGUACUCAGAGGAUUGUUCUGCCUCCGCCGAGUGUGCCGCUCAGAAGAGGAUCAAGCUUGAUGUCACAGAUUCUGACAGACUGUCGAAGGAUCCAGCGGUCAACAGUGACGUCAGAUCUACAGCAGACGACAACAGUCUUUCUGGAGAGAGUCUGGACAGUUUAACACAAGAGAUGGAGGAGAGGGCAUCCGAGAGGAGAAGUCUGAGUACCAGAAGCAGCAGUCCAGCAAACACCAAAGAUGAUCCAUGAGAACCAGCAGUCCUUCAGUCCCCAUGACGAUCUCAGGUCUCUCCAAGCCGUGUGUGUGUGUGUUCACUUCACUGUUCAUCAUGCCAGGGUAAAGCUGCAGUCAAAGAAUAACAAUGGAAAUCUGCAUUUGUUUGAUGUGCUUUAAGGUAAUUGAUGAUGGUUUAUCAUCCAUUAAAGGAACACUCCAAUGUACUGCCACAUUACAAGGUUUUUGUAGCGAAAAGUACAACACCGACCCAGACAAUGCAGCACUUUAAACCAAUAAAAAUGUUAAUAAAAGUCACUUUUUCAAUCUCUUCGAGGUUAAAAGUUGUUAGAACAAAGAUCAAGAUCCCAUAAUGCAACUCAAAGCAUAAAUAAAUAGUAUGGUCAAUAAAUAUUAUUCACAAAAUACAGAAAACUGUCGACACCUCUCUAGGCUGGAGACUCUAAACCGGAAGCAGUUUGAGUGUUAUAAAUACAUCACUUUCUUUGGUCAAGUUGCUUUGACAUACCAAUAAAUAUGGUGCUAAUUUGGUGUCGAGUAGUUUAGAAAAUGAACCUGCAUCUGUAUCUGUUACCUGAAGCUUCACUCAUUAGUCUAGAUGACACGCUAGUCUUCUUGAUUUGUUGUUUUAAUCCAACUGAUCACAAUGCUACAAUAAACAUACACUAUACUGCCAAAAUCUUGGGGAAAUCUGCCUUUACAUGCACGUCCUGAAAUUGAAGGACAUCCCAGUCUUUAUCCGUAGGGUUUAAUAAUAAGUUGGCCUACCCUUUUUAGCUUGAACUCUCUAGAGAUGUGUGUCUGGAGGAGCAUUUGUGAGGUCAGACGCUGAUUUUAGCCUGGGUCAAAGUCUCUGGUCUAUUUUAUCCCCGAGGUGUUCAUUUGGGUUAAAGUCAGGACUCCGUGCAGGCCAGUCUAUUUUUAUCCACAACAAAAAUCCAUGUCUAUAUGGAUCUAGGCUUGUUGACUAGUGAGUGUUCAUGUUGAACAGGAAUCCCCAUUCCCAAUCUAUUCCUAUAAAGUUGGGAGAAUGACAUUGUCUAAAAUAUGUUGGUAUGCUGAAGCAUCACCAGUUAUUUUCAUCAGAACUAAAGGCAUGGUUCAGUACAGCUAGGUUUCGGGGGCUGGUCCACUGCAUUCUGUACUUAGUACCUGGAACUUAUUUUAGUACUACAUCAGGUGAGGUUUCAAGCAGGUUGUACCAUUACCAAAACAUGACAUGUACACACUGCUGCCGAUCACCGAUUGGUCAGAGAUUUUCAAUUUCACUUCAGUGUGUGAGUCUGGCUUGAAUAAGUUCCAUGUAUUUUUACCAUUCUUUCCCGUGGUAUAACUAACUGAUUUUUAAAUAGCCAACUUUGAUGAAAGGUAUUAAACAUAUGCACUAUAUUGCCAAAACCUUUGGAAAAUCAUUUGUGAAGUCUGGAACUGCGUUUGGAUGUGAAGGCCUGUCUCACAGUCUAAUUCAGCCCAAGGUGUUCAUUUGGGUUAAGGUCAGGACUCUAUGCAGGCCAGUCCAUUUUUUCACAUCAAACUCGCUCAUUCCUGUCUAUAUGGACCUAGGUUUGUUCACUAGUGAGUGUUCAUGUAGAACAGGAAUCCCCAUCUGUUCCAUAAACUGGUCCAAAAUAAAGUUGGGAGCAUGACAUUGUCUAAAACAGGGGUGUCAAACUCAAUUCCUGGAGGGCCGAAGCCCUGCACAGUUUAGUUCCAACCCUGCUCCAACACACUUACCUGUAGGUUUCAAACAAGCCUGAAGCACUGAAUUAGUUUGAUCAGGUGUGUUUAAUUAGGGUUGGAACUAAACUGUGCAGAGCUGCGGCCCUUUUGGAACAGAGUUUGACACCUGUGGUCUAAAAUGUGUUGGUAUGCUGAAGCAUCACCAGUUAUUUUCAUCAGAACUAAAGGCAUGGUUCAGUACAGCUCGGUUUCGUGGGCUGGUCCACUGCAUUCUGUACUGAGUACCUGGAACUUAUUUUAGCACCACAUCAGGUGAGGUUUCAAGCAGGUUGUACCAUUACCAAAACAUGACAUGUACACACUGCUGCCGAUCACCGAUUGGUCAGAGAUUUUCAAUUUCACUUCAGUGUGUGAGUCUGGCUUGAAUAAGUUCCAUGUAUUUUUAUCAUUCUUUCCCGUGGUAUAACUAACUGAUUUCAAGCUAGCCAACUUUGGUGAAACAUACACACUACAUUGCCAAAACCUUUGGAAAAUCUGCCUUUACAUGCACUUCCUAAAAUUUAAUGACAUCACAAUCUUUAUCCGUAAGGUUUAUUAUUGAGUUGGCCCCCCCUUUUUAGCCUUUUUAGUCUAUUAGUCUAAUUCAGCCCAAGUCGUUCAUUUGGGUUAAAGUCAGGCCUCUGUGCAGGCCAGUCCAUUUUUUCCACAUCAAACUCACCCAUGCAUGUCUAUAUGGACCUAGGUUUGUUCACUAGUGAGUGUUCAUGUAGAACAGGCUCAGCUUUAGGGGCUUUUCCACUGCAUUCUGUACUUAGUACCUGGAACUUAUUUAAGUUUACCAUUACCAAAACAUGACAUAAACACAAUGCUGAUCACUGAUUGGCCAGAGAUGAUGGGUAAUGAUUUUGUUCCACGUAUUUUUAUCACUCUAUCCCAUAAUAUGACCAAUUGAUUUCUUUAUAGUCAACUUUGAUGAAAGGUGUUGAGCCAUUUUAAAUGUUGAAAUGUUCACUUAUGGCCAUGGAAGAGAUUGAAGACUUGAAUUCAGUGAUAUGGUGGGCUGUCCCAAAAACAUUAGUCAAUACAGUGUAUAAACCGCUGAAAUACUUUAUUGUGUACAGAGAGCAAAAUGUUUUAUCUUAUGGAUUUUAUUAUUAAUGUGUGAGCUCCUGAACUCAUGGACUCUUGAGAUCGCUGACACUAGUUACUCAUGCAGUGAAUAUUAACAGAAAUUCUUAAUGUUUGUACUUUUUGGAGAUUUCGGAAGUAAUAAACCAUAGGAUGAUUAGUAUUCUCACUGUUUAAAGGUCGAAUGCCUUUAAUAGUGUCUGUAUUCAGUAUUGUCCGUUAUUACAAAUGCAUAUGUGGCCUCUUCAAUGACAGAUUAUUUAUUUUGUUAAUUCCUCAAUAAAUUAUAUUGCCUCACAUUUA